Molecule: messenger RNA, 1616 nt
Organism: Lactuca virosa
Lineage: Eukaryota; Viridiplantae; Streptophyta; Magnoliopsida; Asterales; Asteraceae
Source: the annotation of a GenBank genome assembly
CGGGAAGAUAAGUGCAUCACUUUUUAACCACCAAUAACGAGAACAGGAGAGCCAGCCAUGGCUACUUUCCUCCCUACCUUCUCUACUCCAAACCCUCUCAGUUUCAGAUCCAAAUCACUACUUCUCCAUUACAACAAACGGUUCACCGUCAAAUGCAACGCAGCACCGCCUCCACCACUUCCUCCGGCGGUCCAGACAUUUUGGAAAUGGCUAAGUGACGAAAAGGUAGUAUCCUCCAACUCUCCAGCGAAGCCCGGAAUCGUCGCGGAAGGUCUAGGAUUGGUUGCUCAGAGAGACAUAGGUCGAAAUGAAGUCGUUCUGGAGGUCCCGAAGAAGUUUUGGAUUAAUCCAGAUACAGUUUCAGCUUCUGAAAUCGGUAGGGUGUGUGAUGGAUUAAAGCCAUGGAUUUCGGUUGCUCUGUUUCUGAUUAAGGAGAAGCUGAGAGAAGACGAUGACUAUUCUCCUUGGAGAAAUUACAUUAAUAUUCUUCCUGAGUAUACUGAUUCCACAAUCUUCUGGUCAGAAGAGGAGCUCAGUGAGAUUGAAGGAACCCAACUAUUGAGCACAACAUUGAGUGUCAAAGAAUAUGUGAAGAAUGAGUUUCUGCAAGUCCAAGAGCAAGUGAUUCUUCCAAACAAAAAACUUUUCCCUUCUCCAAUUACACUCGAUGAUUUCAUCUGGGCUUUUGGGAUACUCAGAUCGAGGGCAUUCUCACGACUUCGUGGUCAAAAUCUUGUCUUGAUUCCAAUAGCAGACUUGAUCAAUCAUAGCCCUAGUAUAACCAAAGAAGAUUAUGCAUAUGAGAUCAAAGGGGCUGGCCUAUUCUCCAGGGAUCAAAUAUUCUCUUUGAGAAGUCCUAUACCAGUCAAGGCUGGUCAACAGGUGUUGAUCCAAUAUGAUUUGAACAAAAGCAAUGCGGAAUUGGCACUAGACUAUGGAUUUAUAGAAUCGACAGUAGACAGAAAUACAUACACUUUAACACUACAGAUCUCGGAUUCAGACCCUUAUUUUGAUGAUAAGUUAGAUAUAGCUGAAACUAAUGGCACAAAAGCAGUUCAAUAUUUUGACAUCACUUUAGGAAGACCACUUCCACCAAAAAUGUUACCUUAUUUAAGGCUUGUAGCACUUGGUGGCACCGAUGCCUUCCUACUAGAAUCUAUUUUUAGAAACUCUGUGUGGGACCACCUUGAAUUACCCGUUAGCCGUGACAACGAGGAGGUCAUAUGCCAAGUUGUACGCACUGCUUGCCGCUCUGCUCUUUCUAGCUAUCGAACCACCAUUGAAGAGGAUGAGAAGUUGAAGGGAGGGGAUAUUAAUCGGAGGGUUGAGAUUGCAAUUGCGAUACGUGAGGGGGAGAAGAAGGUGUUGGGACAUAUAGAUGGGAUUUUUGAAGAGAGGGAAAAGGAGUUGGAUGAAUAUGAAUAUUAUCAAGAAAGGAGGCUUAGAGAUCUUGGUUUAGUUGGAGAACAAGGAGACAUAAUUUUUUGGGAGCCAAAAUGAGUUGUUUAGAUUGGAAUAUUAUUUAUAAAUUCAGAGGAAUGUAUAACUUUUAUUUCAUCGAUUUUGGGAAAUUUCUAUUAAUUAUACGGUUUUAUAAUAAUCGCAUUUGUAUAGAA